Molecule: messenger RNA, 5105 nt
Organism: Notechis scutatus (mainland tiger snake)
Lineage: Eukaryota; Metazoa; Chordata; Lepidosauria; Squamata; Elapidae
Gene: RASSF9
Product: Ras association domain family member 9
Biological process (GO): signal transduction; intracellular transport
Cellular component (GO): cytosol; recycling endosome; trans-Golgi network transport vesicle membrane
Source: RefSeq, a predicted model, not a curated record
CAAAGUUAGCAACGGAUUGCACAACUUCUACGCCGGGUGACUAUUAACAAGCUGGAACGGCGGCUGCGGUAGCAGCAGCAGCAACAGAAAGCGCUCAGGGAAACGGCUUAUCCACUGUCCCCGAGUUUGAUGUUCUCCUGCUGCUUUUGGGGCUCACCAUGUCUCCCUUUGGAAGGAAUCUCUUAAAAACCCGCCACAAAAACAGAUCGUCUGUGAAAGAAAUGGGCUCCAGUGAACAAGAAAUCAUAGUCUGGGUUUGCCAGGAAGAGAAGAUUGUCAGUGGACUGACUAAACACACAACUUGCAUGGAAGUAGUUGAAGCUUUGCUGGAAGAACAUCAGACAACAUUGGCAGAGAAGAGAUUUCUCUUUGGGGAAUGUAAAGAUUAUUGCAUUAUAGAAAAAUGGAGAGGUUCUGAGCGGGUUCUUCCACCUCUCACAAAAAUGCUCAGACUCUGGAAAGCCUGGGGGGAAGAGCAACCUAAUUUGUACUUUGUCUUGGUCAAGGCAGAUGCUUUCCUUCCGUUGCCUUUGUGGAGGACAUCUGAAGCCAAGAUAGUUCCAAACCUAGAAAUGCACAUGGAUCUGAGUCCAGCAAAUUAUAUGAAGAUGUUGUCACUGGACAAGCAAAAGAGAAUUCUUAGAAAAACCUUUAAGAAACUGGCAAAAAUUAAACAGGAAGGAGUUCUGCAGGAGAGGGACAAUAUAGAAACACUAAUCCAUCUCAUCCUUUCUCAAGACCAUACUAUUCACCAACAGAUUAAUAGAAUGAAGGAACUAGAUAUGGAAAUUGAAGAGUGUGAAGCCAAAUUCCAUCUAAAUCAGCUUGAAAGUGAUGGAGAAAAUUAUGUCCAAGAGUCUUAUUUAAUGUCUUCUUGUAGCAGCUCUGAACAGCUAAUGGAAAUGCCUUACAACCAUCAGCAGGAAAGUUCAAACAAAUAUGAUGGGAUUUUACAAGUGGAAGAAGGACUAAGGCACCACAAGUUAAUGAUUGAAAAGCUCUCUGCUGAAAUUGAACAAGAGGUUAAGGAAAGUGAAAAAAAUGGAAACAUACAGAGAGAAGAAGCAUCUAAAGGUGAAGUGGAAAACACUGAUCUAGAAAGUGUUACGAAUGAGCUGGAGAGAAGUAUGAAAGAUGCUCUAAGGAUUCAUUCUCAGUUGAAUUGCAUAGAACAAGAACUAAAAUAUUGUGACUUGAUGCUUCAAAGGAAGGAAAAAGAAUAUGAACUACUUGUAGAAGAACUUAGUGGUUUGCAUGCUAAAGAUAAAAAUGUAUUCAGAUAUCCAACUAGUGAAGAGGAAAUGAAGGACAAUGAAACUGGAACCUGUACAAAAAACUUUCCAGGACCAGACCUUCUUCAAAAAAUGACAAAUUUAGAUCUAAAUGAUACAGACUCUGACACUGGGAUCAGUUCUACUCACAGCCAAGACUCAGAGACUGCUAUAGGAGACACAUUGCUUUGUCCACAUAGUUGAAAACAAUUAUUUUAACUGAGGCAAAUGUAAUAUUUGCACCCUUUAAAAAUCACAUAGAAAAUGUGACACUUUUUAAAAUUGAAUCUAGUUCUAAUGGGAUACAUUUCCCUGAUUUUUUUUCAUAGAAAUAAAUCAGGCAAAUCAUAGAGCCAAAUCUUAUAAACAGAAAGGAAUAUACAGUAAAAUUAUAUUCCCUUUUUUCAGAUAAUAUAGCAAAUUCAACUGUUAAUCGAUUGUGUAGAUACAGACUAAUUAACCAGACUUGGGAAAGAUGGACAGAAGUUCUCCUUUGUAUGCAUUAUCAGUCCAUAGAAUUCUAUGGGGAAUAUUGUCUUUUGUUUUUAUAUACUGAUUCACUGCCAAUUCAAUGCAAUGACAAUGUGGAUAUUUUGUGCUGCAAAGUCUAAUCUUUGAAUGUCUAUGAUAUUUGUGGAAAAUGCAUUGCAUUAGAGCUAGCAGUACAACAGAUUUCUUCUGCUGUCUUUUAUUAAAUCAUAAAACAAAGUUUAACAAAAUUGCUAUUCCAGUCAAAGUUCUAGAGUUGCAUAUAAGCAAUGUUUUAUCAAAUUUUCAGUAUAUCAUACAUCACUGUUGCAUAAGGUGCAGAUUUUAAAAAUCAGUUGUUUUCCUAAAUAUAAAUGUAAGAGAAUGAAGUAAAUAAAUUUUACAGUGCCAUAAUAUAAAUAAGAAUCUGAUAACUCUUUAACAAGUGAGAACAAUGCUUAAUGUAUUAUAGAUGAGGCCUACAAAACUAGUAAUCCCAGAUUACAGCAUAUGAAUGCUAUUUACCUUGGACUAAUGUAGCAAUACAGUGAGAAAGGCCAUCAGUAAAAGGCCACUUUCUAAAAUGGACAACGAAAGCAUUAUUUCUAUGUUUAUUUUUUUUUUCUUUUACAUUCUGACUUGAUGUUUCACUUUUUGCAAACAUCAGCUACCCUAUUGUUAUUUUUAAUGACUGGGACAAUUCUCUUCUUUGGUUCCCCCCACCCCCCAACCUCUGGACAUCAUAAAGAGAUUUUCCCUAAAUAUUUUUUGUUAUUUAAAAAAAAAAAGUGGUUGAAUCAUUUGGUAUUGUGCUGAAUACCUUCAUGGGAAUAUUUUUGAGUUCUGUUAACUAUCUUGUUCCUACUGGAAAUAUAGACAAAUAGCAGUUACAUUAUAGUUUUAUAAUAACUUAUUAAUAUUAUAAAUAUAUACAGAUAGCCCUUGACUGACAGCCAUUCAUUUAGUAAUGAAAGUUAAAAUGGCACAGAAAAAAAGUGACUUAUGACUGGUCCUCGCACUUACGAAGCAUCCCCAUAGUCACAUGAUCAAAAUUUAGGCGUUUGGCAACCAACAUGCAUUCUGGCACCAUGGGAUCACUGUUUGUGACCAUCCCAACUGGCGUCUAACAAGUAAAGUCAAUAGGGGAAACCAGAUUCACUUAAUGACUGCAUGAUUCAGUUAACAAUUGUAGUGAUUUGCUUAACAAAUAUUACAGAAAAAUAGUAAAAUUGGGCACGAUUCACUUAAGAACUGCCUUAGCAACAAAAAUUCUGGUCCCAAUUGUGAUAAUAAGUCGAGGAUACCUGUAGAUAUACAUAUGUAUACAAAUGCACAAACACUGUAAUUUUCAAAUCUCUGUUAUUGAAAAUAUGCUAAACUAUAUUAUUUGAAAACUUUCUGCAGUUCAUGUCAUAUAAAAAAGAUAAUUAUUCAUAUCUUUGGCAAUGUUACAAAACAGUUUGCUUGAUUCUUUUAAAUGCCAUUAUGUUGUGAAUCGGGAUUAAAUUUAUGUUGAAUGGGGUUCAGUAUUCACUUCAGACUCAAUUAACUUCUACCUUUUGCCUUCCAUUCAUCACUUCAACUUGUAUAUUCAAGUGUCUUUAUAUAAAAAGUGUCUGUUUAUUGUAUAUUCAACGUUUACUAAUUUAUGGGAUGCAAGCAGUUAGGACUUCUUCCAGACACACUCCUUCUAAAGAUGUAGGAUUGACUGAGGUGUACCUCCACAGCUCCUAUUCAUGUAUGAAUUUAUUUUUCUUGCAUAGUCCCAUAGUUGAGUUAAUUCUAAUGUGCAAUAUUUCCUUUUCUUAUGAAUUUUUUUUACAAAACAAGUAGCUGCAUUACAUUCUAUAGCCCAUAUGGAUAUUCAUAUGUUCUUUUUAUAUUAAGUUAUAUAUGUUGGGUGAAAGGUAAUCUAUAGAAGACCAAGACCUACCUACCUUACAGUACUUAUCUGAAAAUCAGUAACCAUUACAUUUGCUUUGAAAUUUUCCUGGAAAUAACAAUAGUGGAGUUAUGAUGGCAGGGUGUGUGUGUGUGUGUGUGUGUGUGUGGUGUUGUCCUUUGCCCAUUAUUGCAUCUAGUUUUUUUUCAAAGUGGGAGUGGGAGAAGCAUAAGAUUCAGUGUAUCUAACAGAUGUCAAAAAUCUACAGGUUGAGGAAGAUAUUGUGUAGGAAAUAGGUGUGAUUCAAGUUUCUUUCCUUACUUCUGCAUGAAGUGGCUUCAGUUAUAACCAGAGCCCAUUAAGAUAAGCAAAAGCGUAGCUCAAUCCUAUACCUAUUUAUUUUAAAUUAAGUACUGUGAAAUAUAUUCAAGAUUUACUCCUGUAUUUUCAAGUGAGUGGACCUUGUAACCAUUGACUUCCCAGAUAGAUUCAUGUUGCACUAAAUGGUUUGCUUUAAUCACUUGAAAGUAUCUCUACCCCAGCAUCCCUUUCACAACACUACAGUUUCAAAAUGGUUGUACUUUGGUUUUGAUAUUUUAAAGGGAAAAAUUGUGCCUUACAAGACCUAGGACACCCAUUUCACUUGUAGCCUCUCAGGAAUGUGCUGAAAAAUUUGUUCCACCCUCUAAUUUGAUAUUAUAUUAUUGGCAUCUUUGUGUAGCUAUGGAAGCCAUGUUUUUUUUAAUGUAAUUCUUGGUCAGAAGAAAAGUAUACAACGAUGUUCCAAACAAAGCAUGACAAGAAGAUAUACAUCAGAAUUAGACCUAACUAUGGUGGAAAUCCAAGCUGCAUUGCACCCUUCUAAAACAUGAGAAAAAUCAACUGAAAUUUUAGAUAUACUACUAUAUUAUUCUAUUCCAUUUUCUUGAAUACAUUUUAAUAUUCUAAAUCAUAAUGGUUGGAUAUAAAUUUCAAACUGUUUAGGAUUAGGUGUAUAAUUCAUUUGAAAGUUUGCAAACAAAUUCAUUUUGGUUUGCAAAAAUUAGUUUGGAAGAUCUUGCUCUGAGAGGUAGAAUUACAAAAACUAUUUAGUGCACUAUUUCACUAAACCUCAGCUUUAAUUAUCUAAUUCUAAUUGUUAUUAUGUCCCACUGAACUCUGUAGGGGUUUACUCUUUUAAUAAAUUUCCUAUUAGUUUAGAGUGGUAAUUAACAAGAAAUUUUCAGGCCAAUGGCUGAAACUGAGUCCUAAAUCAUUUAUUUGGUAUUGUAUUGUAGUAUUUGUGAAAAACAUUCCUUAUUGAGUAUCAUAUUUUUCCAGAUUAAAAAGUAAUGUUCAAAUUAAAAUAUUUAUAACUUGACAGAUUAACUAACAACCACUGUUACUUCUAUCAAGAAACUGUUGCAGAAUUUAAUUAAUAUUAAUUUGUAUAGAAAUGACCAUGGGCAAUACUUAUAAUUGUUCUCUGUGUGUUCCAAAUAAAA